CGUGUUUUUCGGAUGUGUUUGUGUUUACUGCUUUGUACCGUGGAGCUGCCGGUCCGAUAGGAUCCAUGUGUUAGGAGGACAUCACGUCUUUGACGCUGGUGGAUAUGUGAUCAGAGAUAUUCAGGACCAAACACGCGCCUGGGACCAUGUCUCGAUGUCUCCACGCCCUCAGCCUGCUGUCCAGAGUCUCCUCUGUCUCGGCGUCUCCCUCGUUGUCUGCGAGCAGCUGCAGAUUUGCGAGCAGAGGUGUCAGCAGGACUUGGAGGGAACCGGUACGGCCCGGUGAUCGGUUCGGCUCUCACGGCCAGCAGCUGCCUGAUGGAGCGGACGAGCUGGAGGAGAUGGACGACAAGAUCCAGGCCCUGGCGGAUGCAGAGAGUAAAAGGCAGAAGGCAGUCAAAUACCACAUGAUCAGGAGGAAGAUGACCCCAUCAGGACCUCCGCAGAGGAAGUUAACCUGGGAUGCUAUGGAGCAGAUACGGUAUCUGAAGCAGGAGCAGCCAGAGGAGUGGACUGUAGAGCGGCUGGCCGAAGGCUUCUCUGUCCCCCCUGAAGUCAUCCGGAGAGUCCUGAGGACUAAGUUCGUCCCUUUGCCAGAGAGAAGACAGAAGCAAGACGCUCGAGUCAUGUCAGCGGCCGGCCUGCAGGCGCUGCCUUCGGGCGCAGGGCCGCGGCGGGACAGGCUCACACUGCCUGGGAGCCGCGCUCCAGCCAUGCUUCCCUCCGGAGGUCCAGACGGCGCUCUGCUCGCCGUGGUCGGAGCUGACGGCUCAGGAUCGCCCCCUCACGGUGUCGUCCCAGUUGCUGCUUUACCCGCUCAGCGUCCAGCGGCGGUCGGUACAGAUGCCUCGACGGCGAGGUCCACAGAAGACAGCAGCGUGAAAGACACUGUGGAGGAGGAAGAGGAGGAGGAGGAGGAGGAGGAGGAGGAGGACAGCUGGGAUGGACAAGUGUUGACAGAGCAGGACCUGGAGGAGCUCAUGCAAACAGAAAAACCUUCUCCGGUGAAGCAAGUUGGGAAGGAUUUCCUUGAUGCAGAAGGCAACUUUUUAUACCGACUCUGAGGAGUUCCAGUUCGAGUUUUGACAUUGUUUCAUAUUUAUGAGGGUUUCAGUGUAAAUUCUAACAUGAAGAUAAUAAAUGUUUUGAGAAAAAGCAACUGUUGUUCAUGCUUGUGUAAUAGAACUUCCUCAUUAUUUCAAUUUGUUCAUUUAGCUUCACCCCUUUCAUCCUAUGAUCGUCACACACUUCAGCCAACUUGGAGUCUGUGGACGAAGGGCGGACACACACCGGACAGGUCAUCCGUCCAUCACAGGGAAAACACACACACUCACACCUACAGGAUAUUUAUAGCAGGGGUGUCAAUAAAUAAAUACCGUGGGCAAAAGACAAGAGGCUCCAAUCCAAAACCCUACCAAGCAAAUUGUAAAAAGUUCAAAGAAAGGGAUGUGUGAGUUUGAUGCAUGAUGCAGCUGCUUUUAUUUUUAUUUGUGUGACAUUUACUGUAUUUUGCAU
Molecule: messenger RNA, 1515 nt
Organism: Salarias fasciatus (jewelled blenny)
Lineage: Eukaryota; Metazoa; Chordata; Actinopteri; Blenniiformes; Blenniidae
Gene: ngrn
Product: neugrin, neurite outgrowth associated
Exons: 3
Coding region: 147-1064 (305 amino acids)
Cellular component (GO): nucleus
Source: RefSeq, a predicted model, not a curated record